Messenger RNA from Nycticebus coucang (slow loris), 3647 nucleotides. RefSeq names its product presenilin 1 (gene PSEN1). Bases 275 to 1678 code for a protein of 467 amino acids. The transcript is spliced from 12 exons. Gene Ontology annotation, cellular component: cell cortex; ciliary rootlet; nucleus. The record is from RefSeq and is a predicted model, not a curated record. Lineage: Eukaryota; Metazoa; Chordata; Mammalia; Primates; Lorisidae. Gene Ontology annotation, molecular function: beta-catenin binding; aspartic endopeptidase activity, intramembrane cleaving; cadherin binding. Gene Ontology annotation, biological process: protein processing; calcium ion transport; membrane protein ectodomain proteolysis.
CGACACCGGUGAGGGCUCUCGGGCGGGGCCUAGGACGGGCAAUUUAGUGGGCAGCGGAUUUCACAUCGGAAACAAAACAGCUGCUGAUCGGGAAGGAACCUGGUUGCCAUCGAGCGGCGGCUGCGGCGACAGGGAAAGAACCUGAUUCAGGAGCCUGCAAGUGAUAGCAGCCCUUGAGAUCCUUAGGCAGCUUGGCCUGGAGGAGAACACAUGAAAGAAAGAACCCCUAGAGGCUUUGUUUUCUGUGAAAAAAUAUUUCUAUACAGUUGCUCCAAUGACAGAGUUACCUGCACCCUUGUCCUACUUCCAGAAUGCACAGAUGUCCGAGGACAACCACCUGAGCAAUACUGUACGUAGCCAGAAUGACAUUAGAGAACGGCAGGAGCACGGUGACAGGAGGACCCUUGGCAACCCUGAGCCAUUAUCUAAUGGACGACCCCAGGGUAACUCACCGCCUGUGGUGGAACGAGAUGAAGAAGAAGAUGAGGAGCUGACAUUGAAAUAUGGUGCCAAGCAUGUGAUCAUGCUCUUUGUCCCUGUGACUCUCUGCAUGGUGGUAGUUGUUGCUACCAUCAAAUCAGUCAGCUUUUAUACCCGGAAGGAUGGGCAGCUAAUCUAUACCCCAUUCACAGAAGACACCGAGACUGUAGGCCAGAGAGCCCUGCACUCAAUUCUGAAUGCUGCCAUCAUGAUCAGUGUCAUUGUUGUCAUGACUAUCCUCCUGGUGGUUCUAUAUAAAUACAGGUGCUAUAAGGUCAUUCAUGCCUGGCUUAUUAUAUCAUCUUUAUUGUUGCUGUUCUUUUUUUCAUUCAUUUACCUGGGAGAAGUGUUUAAAACCUAUAACGUUGCUGUGGAUUACAUUACUGUUGCACUGCUGAUCUGGAAUUUUGGUGUGGUGGGAAUGAUUUCCAUACACUGGAAAGGUCCACUUCGACUCCAGCAGGCGUAUCUCAUUAUGAUCAGUGCCCUCAUGGCCCUGGUGUUCAUCAAGUACCUCCCUGAAUGGACUGCAUGGCUUAUCCUGGCUGUAAUCUCAGUAUAUGAUUUAGUGGCCGUUUUGUGUCCAAAAGGUCCACUUCGUAUGCUGGUUGAAACAGCUCAGGAAAGAAAUGAAACUCUUUUUCCAGCUCUCAUUUACUCCUCAACAAUGGUGUGGUUGGUGAACAUGGCGGAAGGAGACCCAGAAGCCCAAAAGAGGGUAUCCAGAAGCUCUAAGUAUAAUACAGAAAGUGCAGAAAGGGAGUCACAAGACACUGUUGCAGAGAAUGAUGAUGGUGGCUUCAGUGAAGAGUGGGAAGCCCAGAGGGACAGUCAGCUAGGGCCUCAUCGCUCUACCCCUGAGUCACGAGCAGUUGCCCAGGAAUUUUCCAACAGCAUCCUAGCCAGUGAAGAUCCAGAGGAAAGAGGAGUAAAACUUGGAUUGGGAGAUUUCAUUUUCUACAGUGUUCUUGUUGGUAAAGCUUCAGCAACAGCCAGUGGAGACUGGAACACAACCAUAGCCUGUUUUGUAGCCAUAUUAAUUGGUUUGUGCCUUACUUUAUUACUCCUCGCCAUUUUCAAGAAAGCUUUGCCAGCUCUUCCAAUCUCUAUCACCUUUGGGCUUGUUUUCUACUUUGCCACAGAUUAUCUUGUACAGCCCUUUAUGGAUCAAUUAGCAUUCCAUCAAUUUUAUAUCUAGCACAUUUGCAGUUUGAAUCCCAUGGAUGUUUCCUUUGACUAUAAUAAAACCUGGAGAGGACAAAGGUGAUUUUCCUGUGUCCACAUCUAACAAAGUCAAGAUUCCCAGCUGGACUUUUGCAGCUUCCUUCCAAGUUUUCCUGACCACCUGCAGUAUUGGACAUUGGAAGGAGGUGUCUUUAGAAAAUGGUUUUGAACAUUCUUCAUCAUGGUGGACUGUGUCCCUCGGUGCAAGGCUAUCAGAUUCGAGGGACAAGGACAAGGAAAUGUGAUGGGCCAAGAAGUUGCUGUGCGCCCUCAACAGUCUGACCCUUGGUCACAGGGAGAUUUUACCAACACUGGAGACUCUCAGGACUACCGUUACCAAGCGGUUAAAUGAAGUGAUUUAAACCAAACAGAACUCUUCAUCUUAAACUACAUGUUGAAAUCAACCCAAUAAAUCUGUAUUAAUUGAAUUCUGAACCUUGCAGGAAGUGCUGCAAGGCACCAACAUCAAAAUGGAGAGGUGGAAAGGGGCUCAAGUUUUCACUUCCAGACUUUUCUGCUGCAGAUUUAUUAUUUUUAAAUAAGAAAUUUCUCCCCACUUUAAGUCAAGUCAGGUCUGUAGGUUGAUUUUGACCAUUUUUGCUCUCAAGAACUGAAACCCAUUAUUGUCUCUAGGAACCAUUUUUUCCCAUGGCCAGCCUGAACUUGUCUGAAGUUGCUUUAUUCUAGAAAUAUUAACUGCAGUUUCCAAAUUCAGUAAUUUCUGAAAAUAAUGGAACUGUUGCUCAGUAGUUCCCUAUCAUCCUUAAGUAAAUUCUGGAUUUUCCACCAAAUUCUUAACUUUUAGAUAUACGUGUAGGUUCACUUGCCCCACAAUGCCUCUUCUGUCACUGUCCUUCCCUUCCUUCCCACACGAGCAGUCCUCUCCCACAGCAAGUAAGGCAGCUCUGUCAUAGUAGCAGAUGAUCCUGGUAUUGUAGGGCUUUAUUCUCUGUAUGAUGCAAAGAAUACGUUAUGAAUCAGUGCUGUCAGCCUUGCUGUCAUAACUUUCUUCCAUAGCAGAUAGAAUGUGUGCCCAAAGACAGAAUUAAAGAAGAGUAAAGUGGUUGGUGAAGCACUUUUGUCCUGGUUUUCCUUUUUUUUUUUUUUUUUUACUAUAGCCCACUGUCACUGACAGUAGGCCAGAGUUUGAACUAAUAGCCAAAAGCUGGUGGAUUAUAAGAUUAUGAGUUAGUCGUAUCGGUACAAAGCAAGAGUUGGAGAAAACUACCAUUUCACUUGGUGAGCUGCAGGAGAACUCGGGGUCAGGAGAAGAACCAGCUGCCAAGAGGGAGAAAGAAGGGGCCUCCAACGCCUCAGGGACAGAACAAGCUGAUGAUGUUAAGGAGGAGAUCCAGGUGGCUCCUCAGAACUUCACAAUGGGUGCUUUGUGGGUGGUCUCCUGUCUGCCUUCAUGUUUCUGUCGAUGUACCUUUGUGUGAAUUGGGCAACGGAGGUGGCGACUGAAGUUACUGUAUUCAAUCUCCAUGCAGUUCAGUGCACAGAGGCAUCAGCCAGGGGGCCACGACCCCUCUACAUAAAGCAUUGCUAGGACACAGCCACAGAGAUCACAUUGUAAGCAUUUGUGAGAAGCUUCAUUUCUUCCCAUGGCUGGAGCAAAGCUGGCUUUUCCUCUACUAAGUGCGGUUGUCUCUCCCAGUCUAUCAGAUGAUCCAGUUUGGGGUUCUCCUGGGAGUUUAUGAUAUUUAUUUUCUGUCACGAGAUAGUUCGCCAAAGAAACAAACUAGGAGUAGUGUUCCUGUACCAACUUGUGUGUGAGUGAAAACUGGCAGAUGAUAGGCAGUUAAGAGCAGGAAGAAUAAUAGCUAUGUGGGCAGCGCCUGUGGCUCAAAGGGGUAGGGCGCUGGCCCCGUAUGCCGGAGGUGGUGGGUUCAAACCCAGCCUCGGCCAAAAACUGCAAAAAAAAAAAAAAAAAGAAAAGAAAA